This is a messenger RNA of Arabidopsis lyrata subsp. lyrata, 1774 nucleotides long. Its product is annotated as probable protein phosphatase 2C 38. Lineage: Eukaryota; Viridiplantae; Streptophyta; Magnoliopsida; Brassicales; Brassicaceae. The transcript has 5 exons. The record is from RefSeq and is a predicted model, not a curated record. Gene Ontology annotation, biological process: protein dephosphorylation. The coding region runs from base 370 to 1530 and encodes 386 amino acids. Gene Ontology annotation, molecular function: cation binding; protein serine/threonine phosphatase activity.
AAAAAAAAAAAAAAAAUUAAAAAAUUAAAAAGAGAGAAAAUUAAGAGAAAUCGAACCCCCAAAUAAGGAAAUUCUGACAGAGUCGCCUGCUAGAUUUGUUUUUUUUUUUUCUCUUUCUCGUCAUCUCUCUUCCUCUCUGUAACCCAACCGGAGUUACGAUUCCCUCUUAUCGUAACUCCUGCUUCCGAUCUCGAUCCACUUUCCAGUUUUGUUUUGUCGGACGGUAAUCAUUUCCCGGCUCUUUUUUGCGAUUCCACAAAAGGGAAGGAGGAAUAAGCAAAAUUUUGAUUGGAUUCCGUUUUUGGGGGUGUUAGUGAUCUUAUAGAUGAAGUGAAAAAAAAUUUGAUUAUUGAGGGGAUUAUGUGAGUUAUGGUAUCAUCGGCAACUAUUUUGCGGAUGGUAGCACCAUGUUGGAGGCGACCUUCUGUCAAGGGAGAUCAUUCUACUAGAAAUGACGCUAAUGGACGAUGUGAUGGUCUUCUUUGGUAUAAAGAUUCUGGUAACCAUGUUGCUGGAGAGUUCUCUAUGUCUGUCAUUCAAGCUAAUAAUCUUCUUGAAGAUCAUAGCAAGCUUGAGUCUGGACCCGUUAGUAUGUUUGAUUCUGGUCCUCAAGCUACUUUUGUUGGUGUCUAUGAUGGUCAUGGAGGUCCUGAAGCUGCCCGUUUUGUUAAUAAACACCUCUUUGAUAACAUCAGGAAGUUUACAUCAGAGAAUCAUGGGAUGUCUGCCAAUGUUAUAACCAAAGCUUUUUUAGCUACGGAAGAAGAUUUUCUUUCUCUUGUGCGGCGGCAGUGGCAAAUUAAACCACAGAUUGCUUCUGUUGGAGCAUGUUGUCUGGUAGGGAUCAUAUGCAGUGGAUUGUUGUAUAUUGCAAACGCUGGAGAUUCUCGGGUUGUUCUAGGAAGAUUGGAAAAAGCGUUUAAAAUUGUCAAGGCCGUUCAGUUAUCGUCUGAACACAACGCAAGUCUUGAAUCUGUGAGAGAGGAAUUGCGCUCGUUGCAUCCAAAUGAUCCUCAGAUUGUGGUCUUGAAGCACAAAGUUUGGCGUGUCAAAGGUAUUAUACAGGUUUCACGGUCGAUUGGUGAUGCCUACUUAAAGAAAGCAGAAUUCAACCGGGAACCGUUGUUGGCAAAGUUCAGAGUCCCUGAGGUUUUCCAUACGCCCAUCCUUAGAGCAGAGCCAGCAAUUACAGUACACAAAAUCCAUCCAGAGGAUCAGUUUCUUAUAUUUGCAUCAGACGGCUUGUGGGAGCACUUAACCAAUCAAGAAGCUGUUGACAUUGUGAACACAUGCCCACGCAAUGGGAUUGCAAGGAAGCUAAUAAAAACAGCUCUAAGAGAGGCAGCAAAGAAGAGAGAGAUGAGAUAUUCGGAUCUAAAAAAGAUCGAUAGAGGAGUGAGGAGACAUUUUCAUGAUGAUAUAACAGUCAUAGUUGUGUUUCUUGAUUCACAUCUCGUCAGUCGGAGUACCUCACGCCGACCUCUCCUCUCCAUCUCAGGUGGUGGUGACUUGGCUGGACCUUCCACUUGACUCAACUCUCACCACAAUCUAUAUAUAUUUUAUAUAUACAUUAUCCACUAUAUAUAUAUAAACACAUUGCAAAGCGCAAUUCAAGUCCCUUCUUAUUUUUUCUCUAUAUAAAAAAUUUCCUUUUUAACUCUGCUUUUUAUUCAUCCCAAAAAAAAAUUGAAGAGUUGGAAUCCAAUGUAUAGGUCUUUUGGCAAACUGAGUUUAUUAUGGAUAAUAUAAAGAGAUGUCACUUGUUGGAAAGAUU